Messenger RNA from Rotaria sp. Silwood2, 1179 nucleotides. Lineage: Eukaryota; Metazoa; Rotifera; Eurotatoria; Philodinida; Philodinidae. The record is from the annotation of a GenBank genome assembly.
AUGCACAUUAUGUCUCAAGAACAUAGUUCAACAAAUGAUAGUAAUUCAUCAAUAAAUGGUUAUUCAUCAUCAAGAAAUUCUCUUCAUUAUGAAUAUGAAAAUGAUCAACGAUUAAAUUCCUUAAAAUUAGAAAAACCAAUAUAUGAAUCAUCACCUGUUGCACGUAAUACAAUUGAAAAUAAUCAAGUUAAAAUAAUAAAUUAUCGUGGUAUUAAAUUAACAUCAUUUAAUGUUGAUGGUCGUCAAUUAAUAUGUUUACCACAAGCAUUUGAUUUUUUUCUUAAACAUUUAGUUGGUGGUUUACAUACUGUUUAUACGAAAUUAAAACGUUUACAAAUUAUUCCUAUUGUUUGUAAUGUUGAACAAGUUAGAAUUUUACGUAGUCUUGCUGCUAUACAACCAGGUGUUAAUCGAUGUAAACUUCUUGCACCAAAUGAAUUCGAUAUUUUAUAUGAAGAUUGUACCAAUUCAAGUUCCCGACCAGGUCGACCACCAAAACGUAAUAUUUUCUAUAAAACAGAUGAUUCUUCAUUGGAUAGAGAGAAAAAUUUAAGAUCAAAUAUAUAUGUUGGAUCAUAUUCGGAUUUAAAAUCUCAAAUUGAUUCAAAUAAUUAUUUAUCAAAAUUAUCAAAAAAUCAAAAUCAAUUAUCUUUAAUAAAUACAUUAUCAUGUCGAUCAACAUUUCCAUAUUCAUAUAUUUCAAAUAAUAGACGAACAACAACAACAACAACAACAACAUCAAAUCGAUCAAUAUCUUCAAAUCAAUCACGAUCUUUUACAAUUGAUUCAAUGCUUUGUAAUAAUCGAGAUAAGUUAACUAAACCUAUUGAUCUAUCAAUGACGACUAUCGAACAGACAUCAUCAUCACCAUCAUCAUCAUCAUCAUCAUCAUUAUCAUCAAUAUUACCAAUAGAACAAAUAACAAAAGAACCAGUCAAUUUCUUUCAUAUUAACAAUAUGAUUGAAUUAACUGUUGAAAAUGCUCGUCUACACGAAAAACAACUGGAAAAUGAAAUUGUUGAUCUGAAAAAUGAAAUAACAAAAGAACAAGAUUGUAGAAAAAAACUUGAAGAAGAUUUUGUUGAAUUAAGACGUAUUAGAAAUGUUUUAAUCAAAAAAUUAAAACGUCUUAAUCGAUCAAAUGAUUCAACUAAUAAUAAGAAUUUAUUAGAUAAAUAA